Messenger RNA from Aphanomyces astaci, 821 nucleotides. RefSeq lists its product as hypothetical. The transcript has 3 exons. The record is from RefSeq and is a predicted model, not a curated record. The coding region runs from base 49 to 747 and encodes 232 amino acids. NCBI's taxonomy places the organism in Eukaryota, Oomycota, Saprolegniomycetes, Saprolegniales, Verrucalvaceae.
CACGACGUUGUCAACCUGUCCUUUGCUUACCAACCAAAUCCAGUCGCGAUGAGCAAUACGAACGUCUUCACGGCGCUGUCCAAGAAGGCCGCAAAGAAGGCGACGUUGUUGCCUGCGCAUGCCGCCCCCGUCCUUCCCAAGCAAAUGUUCUCCGGCCAGGCAACUGCCUCGUGGGGUGAUGACGAAGAAGUCGGGGCCGUGACGUCUCUGUCGAUGCCCCUCACACCAGCGGAAGCCUUGUCUGCCCAACAAGGUGAAGCUGUCGCCGACGACGACGAAAGCGAGAGCGAAAGCGAAGACGAAGAGGAGGAGGAAGUGACCACAAAGCCCGCUGCUGUUGUCGUUGCCAAGCCGGUUGCCGUCGCCGCGCCCAUCUUGUCCAAGAAGGAACAGAAGCAAAAGGAGUUGGACGACUUGGACUCUGCGCUGGCCGAACUGGGUCUCACCACGGAAACCCCUGCACAGACCGCCGACGCGAGCACAGACAAGAAGGCCAAGAAGAAGAAGAAGGCUAAAGCCGCUGCUGGCACCCACGUCGCGCCUGUCGCUCCUCAAGUCGAAGCCGCGGUGGAAGCCCCUGCCGCCCCUGCCGUCGUGGUCGACAUCAAGGCCGUGCUGGCCAAGAAGGCCAAGGGCAAGAAGAAGGAAGAGUCGUUGGGCGUGAAGAAGGCCCGCGAAGAAGAAGCCAAGAAGAAGGCGGCGGCGAAAACCAAGCGCGACCGCUCCACGUUCAACGAGUUUUCGUAGUCGACUAGUGCGGAACACCACCACAGAUAUGACGACUACUAAACCCACCAAUACCCCCCACUUGCAACUCGUGC